Molecule: messenger RNA, 2235 nt
Organism: Nerophis lumbriciformis (worm pipefish)
Lineage: Eukaryota; Metazoa; Chordata; Actinopteri; Syngnathiformes; Syngnathidae
Source: RefSeq, a predicted model, not a curated record
GAUUUCUGUCGUAUCGAUGGCCUUCUGUGCCGCGACGAGAACCCUGUUCUCAGUUUUGAGGCCAUCCGCAGCAUCCACAAGCAGAUGGACGAUGACAAAAACGGCAAUGUGGACGUGGUCGAGACAGACGGGUUCUUAAGAGAGGAUCUGAACUACCAUGACCCCAAGGCCAAGCACAACAGCUUCCAUGGGGAUGACCAAUUCAUUAGCGUGGAAGAUCUGUGGAACGCCUGGAAGGGCUCUGAAGUGUAUAACUGGACAGUGGACGAGGUAGUGGAAUGGCUCAUCACUUAUGUGGAGCUGCCGCAGUACGUGGAGGCCUUCCGUAAGAUGAGCUUUAACGGUAGCUCCAUGCCCAGGCUGGCUGUGAAGAACACAACUCUGACACACGCCAUCCUCAAGAUUCUGGACCGCAGCCACGUUCAAAAGCUGCAACUCAAAUCUCUGGACACCGUCCUGUUCGGAGCACCCCUCAUGAACAGACACAACCAUCUGAAGGACUUCAUGUUGGUGGUGUCCAUUGUCAUCGGAAUGGGCGGUUGCUGGUUCGCUUACAUCCAGAACCGCUACUCCAAGGAUCACAUGAAGAAGAUGAUGAAGGAUCUGGAGGGCCUGCAGAAGGCCGAACAAAGUCUUCAUGACCUGCAACAAAAGCUCCAGAUCGCACAGGAGGAGCAUCGCUCGGUGGAGGUGGAGAAGGUCAACCUUGAGCAGAAGCUCAGGGAUGAGAUCAGCACAGCAAAGCAGGAAGCCCAACGGCUAAAGGAGCUGCGUGAGGGCACUGAGAACGAACUCAGUCGACAGAAGUACGCCGAAGAGGAGCUUGAGCAGGUACGCAUGGCGCUUAAGAAAGCCGAGAAGGAGCUGGAGUCGCGAAGCUGCUGGGCCCCUCCAGAAUCGCUCCAGAAGUGGCUGCAGCUCACUCACGAGGUGGAAGUGCAGUAUUACAACAUCAAGAAGCAGAAUGCUGAACGGCAGCUCCUGGUUGCUAAAGAAGGGGCUGAAAAGAUCAAGAAAAAGAGGAACACUCUCUUUGGGACAUUCCACGUAGCACACAGCUCGUCCCUGGAUGAUGUGGACCACAAAAUUUUAGCAGCAAAACAAGCACUAGGCGAGGUGACGGCCGCCCUGCGCGAGCGUCUCCACCGCUGGCAGCAGAUCGAACUGCUCACCGGCUUCACAGUGGUCAACAACCCUGGCCUACCGUCGCUGGCGUCGGCCCUCAACCUGGACACCAGCUUCUUAGGGGGCCGCGCCACGCCGCAGCACUUUAUUGUGUCGGACGACUUGGACGACCUGGACGAGGACAUCUUGCCCGCCGUGCUGCAAUAUGGCAAACGGCUGUUGGAGCGACGAGCCAGUGACCUGUGGUCCGGCGGCUCGGAUUGUCAACCCGUAUGGAAAAAUCUCGCUCCCAGCAUGAUGUCCCUGCGCCAACGCCACAUUGAUCCGCACCUGGCUUUGAGCUCGCAGAGGUUGGUAGAGGGUUCCCAGCUGGAGGGUCAGCAGGGGGAGGGAUCUUCGCAUUCAGGUCCACGGCCUAGGACGGCUUUCCGAGAGUCCCGCAGCCAGUCUUUCGGGCACCUCGAGAAUUUGUGUCUGCCCCCGCUGUCUUCUGCUGUUUCCCAUCCCGCCAUCAUCUGUAGCUCGGGCGCCAAUCUGCAUUCCUCUUCUUCUGUUGGCCCUCAUUCCUCCCACGUUUAUCACCCAUCCUUUCAGCCUUUGGACCCAAUUCCAGACCUCACCUUCUCCGAUGUCUCCGAAGCACAAUCGGCGCGUAGAGACAGCUUUGGGGACCUAAAUCGGUCGGACUCCGACUCGUCGCUCUCCCUGUCGCAAGUGAGCGACAGGCUGUCGGUGUUUGGCUCUAAAGGCCUCCUGAUGAAGCCCACCUCCCUGCUGCACAGCUUGCCCAACGGGAGCAACAGGGUCCAUGAAUGCAGCGCGGGUGAGUACUUGCCCGACAGCCCCAUCCUCAUGAAGAAGGUUCAGCAACAGGAGGUGGCGGCAGAGGCCCACAGCCCCACCGAGUCUACCCGCUCCCUCAGCUCCACCGAGCCGGAGACCCCCUCGCCCACCUGGGUAGCUGGGGCCAAGGGAAACUCCCGCAUCCCGCAGCUGUCAGCCAAGAAGAGCCCGCUAGAGGAGGACAGCGCCUCCACGGGCGAGGACACUGAUUCCACAGCCAGCCGCAAGAAACACACUUUCAAGAUUUUUAAGAAGCAGAAGAAAUGA